Messenger RNA from Scatophagus argus, 5905 nucleotides. RefSeq names its product transportin-2. The transcript is spliced from 25 exons. The coding region runs from base 150 to 2855 and encodes 901 amino acids. Gene Ontology annotation, biological process: protein import into nucleus. The record is from RefSeq and is a predicted model, not a curated record. Gene Ontology annotation, cellular component: nucleus; cytoplasm. Gene Ontology annotation, molecular function: small GTPase binding; nuclear import signal receptor activity. NCBI's taxonomy places the organism in Eukaryota, Metazoa, Chordata, Actinopteri, Scatophagidae.
GUAAUCUCGCGAAGUUAGCGAAAUGUGUACUGAACGGAAGCCGCCAUAGGCCAAUUUCAGUCGGCGUGCUCAUUUGAACAAGAAGAACCGCUGCGAAGCACGGGAGAAAGCGGCCUAGUACUGAUAAUUCAACUUUCCAGUCAAUAUUGAUGGAGUGGCAGCCAGAUGAGCAGGGACUUCAGCAGGUCCUCCAACUGCUCAAAGACUCGCAGUCGCCCAACACAGUCACGCAGAGAGCUGUCCAACAAAAACUUGAACAACUCAACCAGUUCCCUGACUUCAACAACUAUCUCAUCUUUGUCCUGACACGACUCAAAACUGAAGACGAGCCGACUCGCUCUCUGAGCGGUCUGAUACUGAAGAACAAUGUCAAAGCCCACUACCAGAACUUCCCUUCAACUGUCGCUGACUUCAUCAAGCAGGAAUGUCUCAACAACAUCGGUGACCCCUCGCCGCUCAUCCGUGCCACCAUUGGCAUCCUAAUCACUACUAUCGCUUCCAAGGGAGAGCUACAAACAUGGCCGGAGUUGCUGCCUCAGCUCUGCAACUUGCUCAACUCAGAGGACUACAACACCUGCGAGGGCUCGUUUGGAGCACUGCAGAAGAUCUGCGAGGACUCGUCGGAGCUGCUGGACAGUGACGCUCUGAACAGACCACUCAACAUUAUGAUUCCUAAAUUCCUUCAGUUCUUCAAGCACUGCAGCCCCAAAAUUAGGUCUCAUGCCAUAGCUUGUGUGAACCAGUUCAUCAUUGGCAGAGCCCAGGCUCUAAUGGACAACAUUGACACCUUCAUAGAGAGCCUGUUUGCGCUGGCAGCAGAUGAGGACUCUGAGGUUCGUAAGAACGUGUGUCGAGCCCUGGUCAUGUUACUGGAAGUCCGCAUUGACCGCCUCAUCCCCCACAUGCACAGCAUCAUCCAGUACAUGCUGCAGAGAACCCAGGACCCUGAUGAGAACGUGGCUCUAGAGGCCUGCGAGUUUUGGCUGACUCUAGCAGAGCAGCCCAUCUGUAAGGAGAUGCUGUCUGGACACCUGGUGCAACUGAUACCUAUCUUGGUAAAUGGAAUGAAGUAUUCUGAGAUAGACAUCAUACUGUUAAAGGGUGAUGUCGAGGAGGACGAGGCAGUUCCAGAUAGUGAUCAGGACAUCAAGCCCCGUUUCCACAAGUCACGCACUGUCACCUUGCAGCAUGAAGGAGGGGAGGACGAGGAGGGUGAGGACAUCGAAGAAGAAGAUGACGAUGAUGAUGACACACUGUCUGACUGGAACCUGCGAAAGUGUUCAGCCGCCGCCCUGGAUGUCCUGGCCAACGUGUUCCGUGAUGAGCUGCUGCCUCACCUCCUGCCGCUCCUGAAAGGCCUGCUCUUCCACCCGGACUGGGUCAUCAAGGAGUCUGGCAUCCUAGUGUUGGGAGCCAUAGCUGAGGGUUGCAUGCAGGGCAUGGUGCCCUACCUGCCAGAGCUGAUCCCCCAUCUUAUCCAGUGUCUGUGUGACAAAAAGGCCCUGGUGCGUUCCAUUGCCUGCUGGACCCUGAGUCGUUAUGCACAUUGGGUGGUUUCUCAGCCCCCCGACUCCUACCUCAAACCUCUGAUGACAGAGCUUCUCAAACGCAUCUUGGACGGCAACAAGAGGGUGCAGGAGGCCGCCUGCAGUGCGUUUGCCACCCUGGAGGAGGAGGCGUGCACAGAGCUGGUUCCUUACCUGAGCUUUAUCCUGGACACGCUGGUGUUUGCAUUUGGAAAGUACCAGCAUAAGAAUCUCCUCAUUCUCUACGAUGCCAUAGGGACUCUGGCUGACUCAGUGGGUCACCACCUCAACCAGCCUGAGUACAUUCAGAAGUUGAUGCCUCCCCUUAUUGCAAAGUGGAAUGAACUAAAAGACGAAGACAAAGAUCUUUUCCCACUACUAGAGUGUCUGUCGUCAGUAGCCACAGCCCUGCAGAGUGGGUUCCUGCCUUACUGUGAGCCUGUCUAUCAGCGCUGUGUCACACUGGUCCAGAAGACACUAGCUCAGGCUAUGAUGUACAACCAGCAUCCAGACCAGUACGAGGCUCCUGACAAGGACUUUAUGAUAGUCGCUUUGGAUCUGCUGAGCGGCCUGGCUGAGGGUUUAGGGGGUCAUGUGGAACAGCUAGUGGCCCGCUCUAACAUCAUGACCUUGCUUUUCCAGUGCAUGCAGGAUACUAUGCCUGAGGUGAGGCAAAGCUCUUUCGCUCUGCUGGGUGAUUUAACAAAGGCGUGCUUCCUCCAUGUUAAACCCUGCAUUGCUGAGUUCAUGCCCAUCCUGGGGCUCAACCUGAACCCAGAGUUUAUCUCUGUGUGUAACAAUGCCACUUGGGCCAUUGGAGAGAUCUCCAUGCAAAUGGGCACAAGUUUCAAGCCGCAAACAAGGGAUUGUCCUGGUGCAGAGAUGCAGCCUUAUGUGGGCAUGGUUCUGCCACAUCUGGUGGAGAUCAUCAAUAGACCAAACACACCCAAAACUCUGCUGGAAAACACAGCCAUUACGAUUGGCAGACUAGGUUACGUCUGUCCCCAGGAAGUGGCACCACAGCUGCAACAGUUCAUUAGGCCAUGGUGCACAUCAUUGAGAAACAUCAGAGAUAACGAAGAGAAGGACUCUGCCUUCCGAGGAAUCUGUGUGAUGAUCGGUGUCAACCCUGCAGGAGUGGUGCAGGACUUCAUUUUCUUCUGUGAUGCUGUGGCCUCCUGGGUCAACCCCAAGGAUGACCUGAGAGACAUGUUUUAUAAGAUCUUGCAUGGUUUCAAGGACCAGGUCGGAGAAGAGAACUGGCAGCAGUUCUCUGAGCAGUUUCCUCCCCUGUUGAAGGAACGCCUCUCAGCCUGCUAUGGUGUCUAACCCAACCACCCCACUGGUCCACACAGGACACCAACCAGUUAGGUCAAUGUAGGGGAGGGUUACUGGGGAACUCAUUGCACUGCCCAGAUUGUGGGGAGUAACGAAAGCUGGAGGGAUGUGACUGGCCUUGAUCCUGCACUCAGCGGAGGGCCCCCUUUCCGCCUGCGCCCUGUGUGUCUCUGAGGGUGGGGAGGGUGGGUGUGGGAGGGAAAACUGGGGAUAUACAUAUACCUCUCGGAUUAAAUGCCUCACUGAAUCCAACACACUCUUAAGACUUUCACCAACAGUAAUGCAGGGAUCCUAGGUAGGUGAGGACAAAAUUUGGGGCUGGCUUUGAGCUCCCCUCCUCAAUUUGAUUAUUCUGUUAAGAUAAGUGACGGCUGGGAGGCGAGAGGAGGGCGGUUGCCAGAUAGGUACAUAAAGAGGAAUUAUCUGAACCAGCAUAGGAUGCCACAGUCCCAAAUGCCACGAUGCACGUGGUCUGUAGAAUGGCUCGCACACGCAGAUGUGUUUGAACAGGCUCGUGCCAGAGGCUAAACAAAACAAAAAAAACAAAAAACGCUUUUACUAUGUAACUGCAGGAAAUGUGCACAGUUUUUUUUUUUUUUGGUUUGUUUUUUUGCACCUUUUAUGGCGAAAUUGCAAAAAUCAUUUGGUGUGUGCAUAUACAUGGAUCUUAUUCUCUUUUCUCAUGUACAUUCAGCUGAAUUUAAUUUCCUUCCUCUUCCCGUGGUUGCUGAAGUCCUGUUGAGUCAUAGACUUCUGUCUUUUUUGGGCCCCCCCUCCUCCUCAUUUGAGGCCGGAAAAAUAAAAAAAGAUGCAGUAGGUCUGUCCUCUAAGGUUUUACCACCACAGUACCAAGUUCAAGUUAUUGCAUGGCAUAUGAUCACCUCUUAAGUGACGCAUGUUUGAGUGAAUGUCUGUCUUGUUGCUCACUUGAUUUAGUACACAUAUUGUCUGUAUGGGGAGGCUGCCAUAAAUUGAAGCUGUCAGUGCUUGGUUCUUUUGUCCUCCCCUUCAUACAUAUUUUUCAAUCGGUGUCUCUAGAGUUUAAUGGAGGCUGUUUGUGAAGGCCAACUGUAGGUAGCUUAAAACAGGAACCAGCUCAUGUCUGAUUGUUUCGGAGAGAAUCACUCACUGCAACAAGAGUUAAAAUACUGUAGGCAAGUUGAGAAUCCUUUUUGCUGCUGCUGCUUCGUUUUUAAGAGUAUUUACAAAACGGACUUAAUGAGAGCGAUAAGACAUCACCAAGAAUGAAUUGGUUCUUACUGAUAUAAAUGCACUUUUUUUUUCUUUUGUAAGAAAUUUAGAAUUUCAAAUGUAAGACGUACAGUAAUAAUAUGCUGAUCUUGAGACAUAGUUUUUUUUGAUAAGUGAUUUUAGGACUGUUAAUGGCUUGCUAAAGUAAGCAUAAUGAUAAUGUUAAGCAAUGGUAAAAUGACUAGGGUAAGACUUGAGGCCUCUUAACAUAGUUUUAUAACGUAGCUCCUUCUGAAAUGGAUUGAAUAGGAUUAAGAGGGAGCCAUCUUAAUUACAGUAUUUUGGAUCCAUGUCCCAGUGCGCCUGCCAAUCCAUACCUGUGUUUCGAGUAUGUCUUUAUCAUCAAAGCUUUUUGUUAAAUGAUGGCUACUUGAGCUGUCGAGGCUUCUCCUUGUCAUGAACAUUGCAUGCUUUUCAAUAGUCUUGCUCCUCUUUUUUUUAGUCAUUUUAUAACUGGUCCCUUUUUGAGGGGAUCUACCCUGUAAAAGCUUUGUCAAUGGCACUCGCAACUCCCUGCUGGACCAAUAGGGUAUUUUUCCAGCUUAUGGUCAAACUAGUGAUUGCCUUUGCCAUAUAUUCACCCGUCGAUACUGUGUAGGAUAUGCCUGGGAAUACACUGACUGAGUCCUAACAGUUCUCCCCUGACACUGGUUAGCUUAUGUGAGAGUGUGGUGGUCUUUAUCCAGCUUUAUCUUUUAGUCAUUGUCCAUAGUGGACGGUUGUAAUUCAAGUGUGUAUGGCUGUUUGCCUGUUGGUGUUUCACUAUUAAAGUGUGUACGCAAGUACUGCUUAGGUGUAAAUUUGCACCAGCCCUACAAAUAAUAAGUUAUGUUUGGGGUUUAGUUUGAGUCAUGCCUGAAUUGAUGUGGCCAUCGGGAGUAUCAACAUUUACCUGCCAGUCAGCAUCAGUUUGAUCAUCAGGUUGCUCCAGUUUAUUAAGAUGAAGACCAUCACAAAACACCAAAAUGUUUGAAUAACAGCUCACAUCAAUAGAUUGUGGUAUGUAAGAAUUGAUGUUAUUUUUUCCUCCACCAAUGUGACGUUGAAGUUUUGUUUUUCUUUUUUUUUUCUUCUUUUUUUUUCUGUAGCACAAGUGUUAGCGAUGUGUGCAAGCAUUAAGAUAUGAAUUGGUCACAGGCUGCACAUUCGUUCUUGCAGCAGCAUGUGGUAAAGCAUUGGAUGCAGAGAUGUUUCAGAAAAAUGCAGCUCCUGUGCAUCAGACAGUCUGUGAAAAGUUGAGGCUUCACCACUCCUCGCUAUGUUGUGAUACACUAAGCUAUUUUCAGAAGUAAAUUUAAAGGCAAGUUUGUUUUUUUAUCUUUUUUUUUUAUUUUGAUGCUCAUGUGACAGUUUUUUUUAUUUAUUUUGUUUUUUUAUUUAGUUUUAUUUUUAUUUAUUUUGUUUUUAUUUUGUUAUAUUUUUUUGUGCUCCAGUGCACAAAUUGUUUUGGACUUUAAAAGUUGUUUUUUUUUUCUUUUUAUUCUUUUUAUUUAAAGAAUGAUUUUGUUUUCGUUGUUUUAUAGCGGACCAUUAUGAUAUUUGAUUAUGUCAAAUUUGAUAUUGUGGUUGGACUGAAGGAGAGUCGGUGCUCAGUGCAUACCUUAGGGAAGAAUGUGGAAAACUAAUUCAUAACUUUGUUUCAAUCUGAUAUCAAGGCUGGCAGUUGAAUUUGAUGUAGUACCUCUUUUUUUUUUCUUUGCUCAACUGUGGUGCAGGUGGGAUGUUAUCUGAUGUAUCCCUUUUUAUUUAAUUUUUGUGAAUAGGGGAAAAUAAAUUUCUUUUCUAUUAAA